This is a messenger RNA of Oncorhynchus nerka (sockeye salmon), 2651 nucleotides long. RefSeq names its product TLR adapter interacting with SLC15A4 on the lysosome. Lineage: Eukaryota; Metazoa; Chordata; Actinopteri; Salmoniformes; Salmonidae. The coding region runs from base 197 to 1393 and encodes 398 amino acids. The transcript has 2 exons. The record is from RefSeq and is a predicted model, not a curated record. Gene Ontology annotation, biological process: regulation of toll-like receptor signaling pathway.
ACUACACUUGUCACAACCACUCACUCACACUGCUCCAUGGUACUGCACUGGCUUGGUACAAUAGACCUGAAGACACUGACAUGAAUAGAGCGAGGAGAGGAGCACACAUCCAACUCAGAGCAACAGUUGGUGGACUGCAUGACUGCUUGAAGAGUGUUGCGUCAUUUGACGUGUUGCAUCGUUUGAAUUUGAAGCCAUGCUGUGUGAGAGCAUACUAUGGAGCAUGACCUACUGUAGUGACCAGGAGAGACUGGACCCUCUCCCCCCUGUGAUAGAGCCCCCCACGAGUAUUGUGAGGCCUGGCUCACAGCAGGUUAAAGCCGCCCCGCUCUUCACACUCCAGGCCUCUCCAGACCAGCCAAGCAGAAAGGGCCACUCCAUCCUGCCUAGAGUGGCCCAAGACCAGAGGCCCUCCCGGGUGAAUGCCCAAAUCCAUCCCCAGGGUUCCUCUCUACAGCAGGCCUUGCAUUCCCAGAGGCCCCAUCCUGGCAGACACAUUUCCCCAGAGAUGGAGAUCCCUGGGCAGGCUCGUUCUGGUGGCGACGUCCCUUUCCUGGUGCCCUCUUCCUGCCAGAGCAUCUGUCAGAACUACAGCGACCUCCACAUCGGGGGGGACCAGGUGCUGCCUCUUUCAGAUCACGAUGGGGAGCUCCUGCCCUGCAGCGAUACCCAGGCCGACGGCCCCUUCCUCUAUUCCUGUGACGUCCUCCCAGCCGCAGAUGACUCUCCCCCAGAUCGGGCCUCUGAAGACAGGCCACUGCGUCCUCUCCAGGGGGGCUCAGGCUUGGGAUCCUCCCGCUGGAGGGCGGGGAGCGGCCGCGACCAGAGCUUCCUCCUCCAGGGGUGUGAGGGGCCCCUCUCCAACUCACUGCUCAACCGCUACCUGGAGCACAAGCUACUGGACCUGUACCAGCAGUACAUGCUGGAGAGCAUGGCCCGGGAAGGGGGUUGUAAUGAGGGUUUCCCCAGCCACCUGCUGGCUUCAGAGUUGCUUCUUACCAGCCUGGAUCAGAUCACGUUGCAGCUGAGCCGUGAGGGCCACCUAGAAGCAGGCCGGGCCAAAGACAUGGUGCUCAGCUGCCUGCUGAGGGUGGCCAGCGGCCUGCAGUCCAGUGAGAUUAGUACUCCCCUGCUCCAGAUCUCAACUGACCUGCAGCUCCCCACUGCUACUGCUGCUGCUGCUACUGCUGCUGCUGCUACUGCUGCUGCUACUGUUACUACUGCUGUUACUGCUGCUACUACUACUGUUGCUGUUACUGCUGCUACUGUUACUACUGCUACUGUUGCUGCUGCUUCUACUUCUACUAUUACUGCUGCUGGUGCUGGGGGCCUAGGAGUACCUCAGGGACCGCUCAACUUCACCACUGACCCCCCAGUUAAAGACAUCCUUUGACCCCUGACCCCUGAAACAACUGCACUCAGAAACCGUCUUGUUACUGAGGUCCAACCAACUUGACUCAGCUCUCCUCCAGUACUAGACAGUUUCACUGUCCCCCUAGUUUAAAAAAACAGCCUCUGAACAGGGAAGGACCAGGAGGGAGUGUGUGCAGCAGCUAUGUUUUUAACCCUAAUGGAAAAUGUAAAUUGUUGCUACCUUACCUACUUUGGUAUUACCUUCACUCAGACUCUGUCUAUCCUCUCAGUUCCCCCUACACACCGUUCUCUUAUGAUGAAACGAAACAGCUGUCAAAUAGCUGCAGUGAUAUUAUAUCGAUAUUGAGGUGGAAACGCAGUGGUGGAGAGUGAAGACGUCUGUACUGUUGUCAUGUUUUCAUGAAGAGAACAUGACCUUCUAUCUAAUGUUUUUAUCUGUUUUUUUUGUCUGUGAAAAAUCAAUAAAUAUGUUGAUCACACAAAUGUCAGUUACUCUGAUACGGAUCCCACUACAGUGGAUCGUGCCCAAUACAUUAUCAUAACAGUAGCGUACACUAAAUGUAGUCCUGUGGUGAUAUAACAUUUGAGUGGUCAAAGCGUUGGCGCAAACACUCAAAUUGCUUCAUUGAAUGUCCAGGUAGAUCUCACAACCAUCUAGAUAAGUUUGAGGUAGUUUUAUGCGCCAUAGACAGUAGCUGAGUUGUGAAGUGUGCUCUGUCUUUUGUAAUUUUUCAAGCAACCACAAGAGGGGAGCCGAGAGUUGUAUCUCUGCAGAACACCGCAGGAAGGCAGGCACAAUCUCCUUCUGCCACAUUUUUAUUUCUUUGUCUCAUGUUUCCUCUCUCUCUCUCUCUCUCUCUCUCUCUCUCUCUCUCUCUCUCUCUCUGUCCUGUCCUAACCCUCUCCUUGAACCCAUCCAGCUAAUGGGUUGUUAUUUUCCACUCCCUGUUGUCUACUGCCAAUGAUGUUAUCACAACUAAGUCUUAAAUCUAUUGUACAGGCCACACAAAACUUUCCUGUGUGAGUGUGCAUGCGUGUGUAUAUGUGUUUAACUUUACAUAUAUGUGUGUGUGUGUGUGUGUGUGUGUGUGUGUGUGUGUGUGUGUGUGUGUGUGUGUGUGUGUGUGUGUGUGUGUGUAUCUGUACAGUACCAGUCAAACGUUUGGACACACCUACUCAUUCAAGGGUUUUCCUUAUUUUUAUAAGAAUUUGUUCUUAACUGACUUGCCUAGUUAAAUAAAGGUAAAAUAAAAAAUAAAAAGCCCUUACACAGCCUG